Molecule: messenger RNA, 1466 nt
Organism: Mucor mucedo
Lineage: Eukaryota; Fungi; Mucoromycota; Mucoromycetes; Mucorales; Mucoraceae
Exons: 3
Coding region: 36-1466 (476 amino acids)
Source: RefSeq, a predicted model, not a curated record
GUGAGGGGGGACCUUUUUCUCUCUUUCAUAUUAUAAUGAGCGUCGACGACAACUUGUCUAUAUCUUUUGCUUCAAGUAUAGGCAUUGAUAAUAUCAAGGAUGAACAUUUGAAUAAGAAUAAUCUGUACACGGAUUUAGAUCAGUUGGAAAAAUCCGUCGACGCUGAAUUCGAACAUUAUAUGAAUCAGGCACGGUCCUUUCCUUUCCAGGAGCAAGAGCAAGAACGAAAUCGUGAGCAUCCCGAUCUAAAAGACGCCUCUGUUCAUUCCGACUUUGAAAUAUUGGGUGCUGAAAUAUUGAAUCAAGUGAAUGAUGAGCUUGAUUUAGAUAACGAUUCAUGGCAUCGGUAUUUAGAAAAUAACAAUGCAGACGACCUUUAUAAUGUAAAACCUCUUCGAAAUAAUACCAACGAUUUCCCAAGGGAAGAGGAUAGUGGACAUACUUCUCCUGGUGAAUACUUUGGAGCAAGGUCGUUGCCUUUGAAUUCAUUGAAUUUUCAACAAAACGAUGAAUUUCCCUUAGAUUCACAGCAAGAAGAGAGAUCCCUUCCUUUAGAUUCUUCAGACUAUCGACAGGAGAGAUCAUUUCCUUUAGAUUCACCAAAAUAUCAGCACGAAGAGGCAUCUCUCCCUCCAAACUCGUCUGAAUAUCAACAAGAGCCCUUAAGUUUAUCAGACUUUGAUCGGGAUCAGUUACGAGAAUUGAAUUUGUCUUUUGCAUCAUCUAUAAAAGAGACGCCUGUUAAGACAAGGAUGCAGCGGUUAAUAGAGGCGCGAUUUAAAUCUUUACCGAAAUCACUUGGUCUUUUUCCAAAGUACGAAAUACCCGAAAUAGAACUACACCAUCCAUACACCCAAAAGAAACAAAGGAACCAAUCCACAGGCUCCUCUUCCAUCUCAUCCACACGUCAGCAAUUCGCUUCGGGAGAUCAGCAGCCAAAAACAACUACCGACAGUUUAAGCAGUUUUCAUUCAUCCAGACCGACCAACAGUGAUGAGGAAUGCACGAUUGAACCUGCCUCCUUACACUUUUUAUGUGAAAUGUCGCCAAAAACGAUCUAUGCCAAAGUCAUCAAUUUGAAAAUCAAAAAUCCUAGUCCGAAUACAGUGCGAAACUUUUCCAUCUUUUCACAGGGGAACCUGUUGGAAUUUGAAGUGAACGAAGGUAUGAUUCUAGAGCAUGAAGUAGUGCAAGUGCUGGUCAAGGUACGAUCCAAUGCUUUAUUAUCCUAUCGACGUCAGCAAGAGCCGCUUGACGAAUAUCCAUCUUUACAUGAUAAAGUGUUGGUAUUGAUCGAUCAUCAGCAAGUAAAUCAACUGGAGGUGAGUAUUGAUUUCAUGAGUUUAGAAGAUGAUGAUGAUGAUGAAGAAGAGGAGGAGGAGGAAGAGGAAGAGGAAAAAGAGUGCGGUAGACCAAAGUGUCGAUACUGUGCACUUGAAAAAGGAUAUCCAUUACAUUCUCUUUAA